Molecule: messenger RNA, 807 nt
Organism: Umbelopsis ramanniana AG
Lineage: Eukaryota; Fungi; Mucoromycota; Umbelopsidomycetes; Umbelopsidales; Umbelopsidaceae
Exons: 1
Coding region: 1-807 (268 amino acids)
Source: RefSeq, a predicted model, not a curated record
AUGACUUCGCACUACCGAUCUCCCAGAAGCCGAAUUACUUCCAAAUCAAACGCGGUGGUUUACGAGCAAAGUCCACGUUGGAUAAGGGGAUUUCAUAAGGAAACCAAGAUUGUUGAUUCCAAGAGAGCAUAUCUCGUUUGGGAAGGCACCAGCCUUAUUCCGUUUUGGGCUUUCCCAACUUCCGAUGUAAUUGGGCUAGUUGAGAGUGAUACCGUAAAUGGAGGGAGAGAUGGAGACCGUGGUCAAUGGUUCCAUGUAAAGACCGAAGCCGAGACCCUCAACAAUGCUGCCUGGAGAUUCAAGAAAGAAACCCCUGGGUUUGUCCCUGAAGCCGAAGACCUGGUUGUAUUUGACUUCACCAAACUCAGCAAAUGGUUAGAAGAUGAUGAGGUCGCCUUCGGACAUCCUCGUAGCCCUUACAGUCGCAUUGAUGUUCGCCUCAGUUCUCGGCAUGUCAAGGUGGAAAUCGAUGGAGUUGUCGUUGCCGAAACCACAAGUGCCUUAUUUGUCUAUGAGAAUGGCCACCCUACUCGUUAUUACAUCAAUGCAGUCGAUGUUAAGGCUCUCCCGCAGUUCACACCGAGCGAUUACAAGAGCGCUUGUCCUUACAAAGGCGUUGCAUCUUAUUUUACAGCCACCAUCAACGGUCAAGAGUAUCCUAACAUUGCUUGGACGUAUUUGGAUCCAGUGCCUGGAAUUGAGCGCAUUCAAGGUCGUUGGAGCUUCUGGAAUGAGAAGUUAGAUAUUACCGUUGAUGGUGAAAAGCUUCCUAGACCUGCUCCGUACAUUGUUCAUACCAGUCCUUAA